AUGGCUGAGACUCUUGCCGGGAUCGCUAGCCCGAGUGUUGGCGGGGCCACUGCAGGGGCCGUUGGCGGGGCUGUUGUCGAGGCCAUUGGCGGGGGCGGGGCUGGCCAGGAGGCAUUGAUUAGGAUCACCUAUAACCUUGUUGAUAAAGAAAAGGUUGAAAUUUACACAAAAGAGAAAGAUGAGUUGGGUGUAGAAUUAGAAUUCGAAGAAGAAUUAAAGGCGGUGUCAAAGGAGUUAAUGGCGGUCACAAACAUCAUGAAAGUGGCUGAAUUGAAAGUGUAUGAGUAUAAAGAAACAAGGAAGAAGGAAAAGAUCAAAUUGGAGAAUAGUGUGAAAAGGGCGGCCAUUUUGCAGAUUGUGGAAAAUGGGUUACAGAGUGUUGGGUUUGGGAGUGGUGAGAAUUCAUUGGAGACUUCAGGAACUAAGGUGGAUACUUCUGGUGAUAGUAGUGAGCGUGAAGAGGAGGUUGUAAGCCUGGCAUCAACUGUGGAGAGGAUAAUAAAGAAUUUGAACCUUAAAGUCACUCAAUUGAAGAGAUCUUUUGAAGAAUCCUGGUCAAACACUGAGCGCCUGAAGAGUCUUACAGAGAACCAAGCUCAAGAUAUUGCUGAAAAGAUGCUAUAUAUCAAGGACUUGGAAGAUAGAGAGAAAAAGUUGGCUCAAAAUGUUGAGGGAUUCAUGAUGAAAAUAAAAGAAGCUGAAGUAGAGGUUGCUAGAUGGAGAGAAGCUUGUGAAUUAGAAAUUGAACCUGGGAAACAUGAGAUUGAACAACGUGACACAGUGGUUGCCAUUCUCACCCAAGAACUAGAGAAGACAAAGACUGAUUUGGACAUAUCAAAUUGCAAAUUAAAUAAAAAAGAAGAACUUGCAGCUGCUGCCCAGGCAACAGCAGAGAAGUCCCUGCAACUGGCUGACAGCAUAGCUGCAGGACUCCGUGAGCGCGUAGAAGAGAUGUCAAAACAAUUAGAAGAAGCGGAGAGCCAAUACCGGAACAGAUACAAGCUUAGACAUAUAUGUUGGCCAUGGCGAACACUCGAACUGAGUACUGCUACUAUGAACAAUAGAGUGAAGAAUGCAAAAAAGAUGCUAUCAAAAUGCAGGCCUUGGUGA
Molecule: messenger RNA, 1110 nt
Organism: Ziziphus jujuba (common jujube)
Lineage: Eukaryota; Viridiplantae; Streptophyta; Magnoliopsida; Rosales; Rhamnaceae
Exons: 7
Coding region: 1-1110 (369 amino acids)
Source: RefSeq, a predicted model, not a curated record